AUGUCGAGACUCACUGCUGGUCCUCACCGGUGCUCUGGGAGAGUGGAGGUGUUUCAUGGAGGUUCCUCUUCCACAGUGUGUGAUGCUGACUUUGACCAGCAGGAUGCAGAGGUUGUGUGUCGAGAGCUGGGCUGUGGGAUUCCUGUGGAGGUUCUGGGAUCAGCUGCUUUUGGCCGAGGGGAGGGUCAGGUGUGGACAGAGGAGCUUCAGUGUAGAGGAAAUGAAUCUGACAUUACCUUCUGUCCAACAUCAUCUUCACUCAAACACUCAAACUGCUCCCAUUACAGCGAUGUGGGAUUAAUAUGUUCUGGUCACACAGGGGCGCGGCUGGUGAACGGACCGGACUCCUGUUCUGGUCGAGUGGAACUCCAGUACCUCAGUGACUGGGGCACAGUUUGUGCUGUAGGCUGGGAUAUGAGAGCUGCAGAUGUUCUCUGUGCACAGCUGGGUUGUGAGAGUGCUGUGGCUGUGGUGGAGGUGGACUGGUUUGGGGAGGGGAGUGGCCACAUCUGCGCUGAUGUGUUUGACUGUCAGGGGAAGGAGACACACCUAUCACAAUGUGGCAUCUCAUCAUGGAGUCGAGCUGCAUGCUCUCAUAAACACGAUGCUGGAGUCAUCUGUAAUGGAUCAUCCGUGGCGUUUCAUGAGGGGCGAGUGCGGUUGUGUGGAGGGAGCGAGUGUCAGGGGGAGGUGGAGAUUUAUUUCAGGCAGGACUGGAGGAGAGUUCUCCUGGACUCGUGGAGUCUGUCUGAGGCGUCUGUGCUCUGCAGACAGCUGGGCUGUGGCUCCGUGCUGAACUACCGCUCCUCUCCAUCCACCACUGAACACAAACACAUGUGUGUAACGGGUUUCAGCUGCUCUGGGAGUGAAGCUCAUCUGGGGAACUGCAGCAGUGCACAACCUGUCAACUGCAGCUCCGGGGAACAGCUGUACAUCACCUGCUCAGACCCCAGCUCCAUCAGGCUGGUCGGUUCUGGUGGAGACUGUGCAGGAAGGCUGGAGGUUUUCCACAGCGGCUCGUGGGGGACAGUGUGUGAUGACUCGUGGGAUAUUGAGGACGCGCAGGUGGUGUGCAGACAGCUGCAGUGUGGAGUGGCCCUCAGUACCCACAUACCAGCCUGGUUUGGUCCUGGAACUGGGUCCAUAUGGCUGAAUGAGGUGGAGUGUGAGGGGAACGAGACGUCCCUGUGGAACUGCAGAUUUCAGCUGUGUGAAGAGGGUGAAUGUGGACACCAGGAGGACGUAGGAGUCGUGUGCUCAGAGUUUAAAGAGAUCCGACUCACGGAGGGCUGUGAGGGGAAUCUGGAAGUGUUCUACAACGGAACCUGGGGUAAUGUGUGUCACAACGAGAUGGAGCUGGAGUUAGAAACAGCAGAUAUGGUGUGUCGAGAGCUGAACUGUGGAAGAGGCGAGCGUUUGGACUCGGCCAGAGCGAGAGUCGAAUCUGCUCCUAACUGGAUGGAUCAUGUGAAAUGUAGGAAACACGACUCUAAUCUGUUGAAGUGUCCAUCUUCACCCUGGGGACAGAACAGAUGUGAUCAUCGUACUGAGGUGGUUCAUAUUACCUGCACAGAGCACUGGUCUCUCAGGCUGAGUGGAGGAGAGGGAAGCUGCUCUGGGAGGUUGGAGGUGUAUCAUAACGCUACGUGGGGCUCCGUUUGUGAUGAUCAGUGGAACAUCAGGAACGCUCAGGUGGUGUGCAGACAGCUGGGCUGUGGGUCGGCGCUGAGUGCUGAUAGGAAUGUUAGUUCUGGUCCUGGUGAAAGGACUAUCUGGCUGAACAGAGUGAAGUGUCGAGGGGAUGAGAUUCACCUGUGGGACUGUCAUCAUUCCCUGAAGAAACACACUGACUGCUCUCCUGCUGGAGUCACCUGUGCAGACGUGUCCACUACUACACCCACCAUCACCACCUCCACCACCACCACCACCACCACCACAUCAGUAAGAGCUCCUCCAAAUCCUCCAGCACCUAAAGCUCCACCCACCCCUCCACUGGUUCUCUUUGUGUUGGGAACGCUGCUCUUCCUGGCCUUAGUGCUUCUGCUGGUCCUGUUUUACCAGAACAGAGUGCUCAGGAGAGUUGUCUCUGAGAGGAGGCGUAAGACUCAGCCUGAGGCAGUCUAUGAGGAGAUCAACCACAGACACAUCACUAGAAGAAGGACGAGCUCCACUCAAAGAGGAAGUCUCCUCUCUGAAGAACAGCAUUCUGGGUAUGAGCAUGUGGAUGAUGAGCUUCUCUCAGUAAAGUCUGGGACUGGAGAAAAGGCUGAGUAUUAUGAUGACGUCAUCGACACCAGUGACUUCAUAAGUGAUACAGGAAGAGUUGACCCACCAGAGGACUACGAUGAUGCCGUCACUGCUGGACCGGUCCCUGAUAACGUGGAUGAGGAUGAAGCUGAGAAUUAUGAUGACGCCGUUACAGCUGAUCAGAAGUCAGUUAUACUGACAGAGGACGUGUCUGAGAACUACGACGAUGCGGUUCCCACUGAAACGAACACAAACAUCAUCACAGGUGGGCGUUCCUCACCCUCACCUUCUCCGACUCCGCCCUCCAUUCAAUAA
This is a messenger RNA of Ictalurus punctatus (channel catfish), 2562 nucleotides long. Its product is annotated as scavenger receptor cysteine-rich type 1 protein M130. The transcript has 15 exons. The record is from RefSeq and is a predicted model, not a curated record. Gene Ontology annotation, cellular component: membrane. Lineage: Eukaryota; Metazoa; Chordata; Actinopteri; Siluriformes; Ictaluridae. Bases 1 to 2562 code for a protein of 853 amino acids.